Grosmannia clavigera kw1407 is the source of this 1143-nucleotide messenger RNA. Its product is annotated as aminopeptidase y precursor. Lineage: Eukaryota; Fungi; Ascomycota; Sordariomycetes; Ophiostomatales; Ophiostomataceae. Bases 1 to 1143 code for a protein of 380 amino acids. Gene Ontology annotation, biological process: proteolysis. The transcript has a single exon. Gene Ontology annotation, molecular function: metalloexopeptidase activity. The record is from RefSeq and is a predicted model, not a curated record.
AUGACUGGCUGGAAGGCACCCUUGGCGACAGCCCUGCUCUUGGGCAGCGUUUCGGCUGUUCCGCUUCUCGAGGACAAGCAGCAGCUCCACGAUGUCAAUGUGCGCGCGUCCAGUAAGCCGCUGGUCGACAGCGAAUCGCUGCAGGCGAGCAUCGCCGCACCGCAGCUGCUGGACCGCGCCAAAGCGCUCUAUAGCAUCGCCCAGGCCGGCACCAGUGAGUACGGCCACCCGACGCGCGUGAUUGGAAGUGCCGGCCACGAGGGCACGCUGGACUACGUCUACUCGACCCUGUCCUCGCUCGGCGACUACUACACUGUGUGGAAUCAGUCCUUCUCCGCGGUCACCGGCAUGGUCAACAGCUCGCGCCUCGAGAUCAACGGCACCGUGAUGGAGUCGCUGCCGAUGAGCCUGACGCCACCCACCACAAACAAGGAGACCGUCGCUGGCCCCCUUAUUCUUGUUGCUAACACCGGCUGCGAUGCCUCUGACUACCCGGCCAGCGUUGCCGGCGGCAUCGCUCUUAUCAAGCGUGGCAACUGCACCUUUACCAUCAAGUCCCAGCUGGCCGGCAACGCCAGCGCUCUCGCCGCUGUCGUAUACAACAACGCGGACGACUCGCUAGGUGGCACGCUCGGCGAGCCGGCCGCCUCGCAGGUCGCUACGUUCGCCAUCUCCGGCGCCGAUGCUGCUCCUAUUGUGGCCGCUCUCCGAAACGGCACCAAACUUACCGCCACCGCCCUUAUGGACUCGGUCGUCAAUGUCGUUCAGACAAAGAACAUCCUCGCCCAGACUGUCGAGGGCGACGCCAACAACUGCGUCAUGCUCGGCGGCCAUAGUGACAGUGUCGCUGAGGGCCCUGGCAUCAAUGACGACGGCACCGGUAGCCUGGGCCUCCUCGAGCUCGCCACCCAGCUCGCGAGUUUCAGCGUUAACAAUUGCGUCCGCUUCGCCUGGUGGGCUGGCGAGGAGGAGGGCCUCCUGGGCUCCGAUUACUAUGCCGGGUCCCUGUCCGAUGAGGAGAACCUCAAGAUCCGCCUGUUCAUGGACUACGACAUGCUUGGGAGCCCCAAUUUUGCCUACCAGGUCUACGACUCCGUCGACAGCGAGAACCCCGACGGCUCGCAGGCCCUGCGCGACCUCUAA